Molecule: messenger RNA, 3192 nt
Organism: Closterium sp. Naga37s-1
Lineage: Eukaryota; Viridiplantae; Streptophyta; Zygnematophyceae; Desmidiales; Closteriaceae
Source: the annotation of a GenBank genome assembly
AUGCCGGCAAUUACUCUCGCUUCGUUAAACCGCGUGGACGCGGCCGGCGUGUGGUUCGACUGCAACGACGGCUUCGCGCUCCGCGUGACCCCCGUCGCGCGCAACCUCUUCCGCGUGCUCUUCCUCCGCCCCGGCGGCCUCCGCGAGCCGCGCACCUGGUCCGUCUGCUGCGGCCGCGCGAACGCGGAACCCGCAUCUGUAGCGGCGCAAUCCGCAGCGAAAUCUCCUUCCGCAGCAGCAGCAUGCGCAGCAGGCACGGCAGGCGCGGCAGCAGCAGGCGCAGCAGCAGCAGGCGCAGCGGGGGAGUUUCAAGUGCCGUUCACGGGCGAUCUCCCGCAAAGCCCGCUGCUGCCGUCACCGUACGAUCCGCCAUGGGAGGGUUACGACCGCCUGAGCAUCCCCUUCGCGCCUGUAGAUUACUCCGUAGAGCAAACCACAGUGGCGCUGACAGAACAGAGCACUCUCCCGCAAUCGGGGAGCGCUAUAACGGAGAGUGCUGCCCCCCAAGCUCCUGCCGUGACCAUCCGCUCGUCGCAGCUGAUCCUGACCGUCCGUUUGGAGCCGUUUCAUCUCUCAUGGGCCGUUCCUAGCAGCACCGCACAUUCUUCCACAACUCAGCUUAUAACGGGGACGAAAUCGGACGAAAAUUGCCGCCCUGUCGUUUUCGCAGAGGACAGGGAGAGCUGCCCGUAUCGCUUUUCUGACCGUUCUUUCGCGUUUGAACACGCCAUGAAACGAUGCGCUCCCUCCCCUGCUGAUGCCGAUUCUCCUGCUGCUGCUGCUGCCGCUGCUGCUGAUGAUGCUGCUGCUGGUGCUGGCACGGCAGCAGCAGCAGCGGGAGGCGACUUUUAUUUUGGUCUGGGCGACAAGACAGGCCCUCUCAACCUCCACUCGCGCCGCCUCGCUAUAGGCAUGCGCGACGCGCUCGGCUUCGACCCGUUACAAGGCGAUCCCCUUUAUAAGCACUGGCCGCUGCUGCUGACGCGCGACGGCCACACGCGUGUGUGCUACGGCCAGCUGUAUGACAGCCUGGCAGAUGGUGCUGACGUGGACUUGGGGUCCGACGCUCCAGAUGCGCAGGCGCGCAUCUCCCGGUUCAUCUCGGCCGCCCGUUCCACCUGCAUGCCGGUCAGUGCGUUUCACUUCGGUUCAGGCUACACCACGAUCGGUAAGCGGAGGUACGUUUUCCACUGGAACUUAGCUAAGUUCCCGGAUCCGCAGGGGCUGGUGGGGGAUAUGAGGGCGGCUGGGAUGCGGGUGGUGGCGAAUGUGAAGCCUUGUAUGCUGAUGGAUCAUCCGAGGUAUGGUGAGGUGGGUGGAAAGAAUGGUUUUGUCUUCUUGAGUGGGGAUGCAGCAGCAGGAGAUGCAGAUGGGGUAAAAGGGACAGGAGCAGCAGGGACAGGAGUGAAUGUGGCAGGAGGGGGGGCUGGAGGAGGGGCAGGAGUAGGGGGAGGGGGAGGGGGAGCAGGAGCAGCAGGGUCAGAGGAGGAAGCGCAGUCUUUUUCAAAGCCAAGUGCAGCAGAGCCGCCAGCAAUAGCUGAAGCUUCACCGCCUGCUCCUGCUGCCUCAAUCCCCUCAGCCUCUGCUGCCGCUACACCGCCGGCUAUAAGCCAGUUCUGGGACGGGCUGGGAGCACACCUAGACUUCACCAACCCAGCCACCAUAGCCUGGUGGCAGGCCAACAUGCAGCGAGCGCUGCUAGAUGUGGGUAUAGAGACCGCGUGGAAUGACAAUAACGAGUAUGAGAUUUGGGAGGAGGAUGCGUGCAGUCACAUGUUCGGUCGCCCCGAGCCUCUUUUUCUGCAUCGGCCGAUCCAUGCGCUGAUGAUGACCCGCGCCUCGUUCGAGCAGCAGGUUCGGGCCGAGCCUGGCCGCCGACCCUACUCGGUUACCAGAGCUGGGGGAUUUGGCAUUCAGAGAUAUGCACAGACCUGGUCGGGGGAUAAUUCCACCAGCUGGAAAUCACUCAGGUGGAAUCUCCGUCUCGGUCUCUGCCUCUCCCUCUCCGGACUCUUCAACUGCGGUCACGACGUUGGUGGCUUUUCCGGACCUCCUCCCGAGCCUGAGCUCCUGGUUCGGUGGGUCCAAGCCGGCCUGCUGCACCCCCGAUUCCUCAUGAACAGCUGGAAACCCGAUGGGACCAUCACCUGCCCUUGGAUGUACCCCGAGUCGAUCCCAGCCGUCCGUUGGUCCGUGCGGCUGAGAUACCGCCUCAUCCCAUACCUCUACUCUCUCUCCUUCCGAGCCUCUUUUUUUCACGAGCCGGUUAUCCGCCCGACGUUUUACGAUUUUCCUGAGGAUGACCGAUGCUGGAGGGAUGGGGAUGAGCUUAUGGUGGGACCCAUGCUGCUUGCAGCUCCAGUGGUCGAACGCGGGGCACGCCAGAGAAAAGUUUACCUGCCCGGAGGGCAGCCCGGCAAGAAAAAUACAGCAUGUUUCUCUGAAGCCGAGGGGCUGAUGGCUGGUUCAACCCCGACCCCAUGUACGGGCUGGUUUGAUUUUUACUCGGAGGAGUUUUUCCUGCCCGGGCAGGUUGUGACGGUGGCGGCUCCGCUUGACCGAGUGCCGCUGUUUGUUCGGGCUGGCGGGAUAGUGGCGAUGACUGAAAGCACGGUGGAUUUCAGUGGGUUGCAUGAUGAGGGGUCUAGGGUUCUCAGAGUGUUCCCUCCCCCUGUGGGCUCUGCUGCUGGUAGUGCUGCUGCUGGUAGUGCUGCUGCUGGUAGUGCUGCUGUUGCUGCUGCUGCUGAAUCUGCUGCAGCUGCAUCUGCUGCUGUUGUUCACACUGCUAGCACUGCUGCUGCAGCAGGAGUGGCAGGGGAAUGCAGUGGGGAGAGCCGGUGUGUCUUGAACGAGGAUGAUGGGGAGACUCUUAAAGGGGACAGAGCCGAGGUGCAUGUGUGCAUGCAGUGGGAUGCACAGAAGGUGGUGGUGACUGUAACGAUCGUGCAUGUACAGGGGGGGAGUGGGGGAGAGAGUGGUGUGGGUAGCAGUGGGGAGAGCAGCAGUGUGGAGAGCACCAAAGGAGGCGGGUACCGAGUCCCCUGGGAGUCUCUCAAGGUGGCUUUACCAGCUGCAGAUCCACGUGAGCUGGUGAUUCAGUGGGGGGAUGGAGGGGGAGGAAGCGAGGUGGUGAAUGAUAAAGGGCAGGUGGUUGCAGUGGAGAAGGGAGAGUUUGUCUGGCACUCACUAUAA